AUGAGUGCCCCUACAUUAUCACAUAUACAUGCUCAAAGGCAUGCUGCACAGUCCCAGAGAAGAAAGUCUCGUUCUGCGGCAAGUACUAUCACUUCAAACACUAAUACAACCACCCCAUCCAUCAAUAUUACACCGUCAUCCUCAUCAUCCACUCCAUCCUCUACGCCACGUCUAAGCUCUAACUCGAAUAAAAGCUCACCAAAGGUUCAUAAUAGGAACUUGGCUAAUAAUGCCUUUGCUAUAGACUCCUUAAAAUCUCCGGUGUUUCCGUUCGAAAAACAGAUUACCGAUAUACCUAUAGAUUUGAACCCUGUUUUACAUACUGCUACCAUGUCUGCUUAUCUAAGGCUGGCCGAGCCUGUUUUAUUCUUACAAGGGUUUUGUAAUUCUAAGAAUUCUAAACAGAAUAGAAAUGAAAAUUCUGCACCCGCUAUAUUAAGAGGAGCGUUAAUAUUACGGUUUAAUAAAACUACUAAACUUAAAAGUAUUUCUUUGAAUUUUAAAGGUGAAUCAAGAACUGAUUGGCCAGAAGGCAUACCGCCCAAAAAGACAGAGUUUGUAGAAAUCUCUACAAUCGUCAAUCAUACCUGGCCUUUCUUUAAUUUGAAUUCAAACACUUUACCUAAUUGUGCGUCGUCUUUAUUCAUACCCAUUCAAUCCUCUUCACAUAAUACAAACAAUUGUAGCAAUAACAAUACCCUAUCAAAUAACAUUCAUAAUUCUCCAAAGAUUAAUAAUAUUCUACCUCAACAACAUUCUUUGAUUUCAGAUUUCUUAUCUCAUACAUUUUCUCCGGCAAAUUCCAAUAGUUCUUCCGCAUCUUCUUUAAAUACAGCAGCCACAGAUCAUCCCAUAGUUAAUAACAAUACAAAUAAUAAUUGCAAUAAUGCAAAUGUGAAUUCAAAUUCAAAUGUAGAUAUUAAUGUUUUUUAUCCCGGUGAUUAUAUUUAUACUUUCGAACAACCUUUACCUGUUUCAUACCCUGAAUCUAUUAGAGCUGAUUUCGGUUAUGUCGAAUAUAAUUUAAAUUUAAUGGUCGAAAGAACUGGUGCAUUCAAAACAAAUUUAAACGCAAAAGUACCAGUAACUAUUGUUAGAACUAAUUCCGAUACUUCUGUUGAAGAAUCUGAACCUAUCGCCAUCUCAAGGGAUUGGGAAUCUCAUUUACAUUAUGAUAUAGUCAUUGCGUCUAAAGAUAUAAUCCUUGAUGCCUUCCUACCAAUCAAUUUCCAUUUCCAACCUGUGGAUAAAGUUUCUCUACAUAGAAUAAGAAUUUAUUUGACUGAAAAUUUAGAUUAUUAUUGUAAAGGUAAAAAAGUUCAUCGUGUAGAACCAACGAAAAAAUAUUUAUUAGCUGAACUAAAUGGUCCUAAAUUAAAAAAUUUACCAUCUACUACAAAUUUUAAUAAAGCUAAAAAUAGAGGCAAUUUAUUAUUGGAUCAUUCUUCGGGUGAUUUGAUCAAUAAAGAUUUCGAAUUCGAAGUCUUUGUACCAAAUCAUUUCAAUUCACAUCAAUCUUUACAUCCAGAUACCUCAUACGAUAAGAUUAAAUCAAAUCAUUGGAUUAAAAUCUCUCUAAGACUAUCAAGGGUCAUUGAUGGGAAAACAAAACAUUAUGAAAUUAGUAUCGAUUCUCCAAUUCAUGUAUUACAUAAACUAUGCUGUCAUGCAAAUACCUUAUUACCUUCUUAUAAUUCUCAUUCUCAUUCUCAUUCUAAUCAUCACACAACAAUUACAGAUCAAACUCCAUCCAAUAAUUAUAACUCCACUCCGCCAGCAUAUCCUUUAAUUACUCAUGAGUCAAAUAUUUUUUUCCCGAAGGAUGUCUUAUCAAAUGAAAUAAUUACAACUAAUACUGAUCAACUAGAUACUACUCCACCAUCCGACAAAUCCUCGCACCACCAUCAUCACCACCAUUAUCAUAAUAAUAAUAAUAAUAAUAGUAGCAAUAGUGUUAAUAGUAAUAACAAUAUCAAGCUCCAAAAUGGUAGAAGAGAAAGUAUUCUUAUAUCUUCACCAAGAUUAAAAUCAAAUAUUUAUCAGCCAGAUAUCCUAUCAAGAAAUCUAACUUCACCACAAGCUAUCCCUUUAUCACCAAAUUUAUCUCCUAUAUUAUUACUAUCACCAACUCAAAGUGAUGACACAUUACCACCUCCAGAAUUUGAUUUUUCAAAAGAUGAUACCAUAUCUUUAAGCAGUUCAGAUUUAUCUCCUUCUCUAUCAAAUAAUAUUAAUACCACAUCUACCACUAAUAACAGCACUCCUUUACCAAAAAAUCCUCCAUCUUAUAUUGAUUCGUUGAAAAAUAUUAAUCAUUCAAAUAACAAGUCCACUGUUAACCAUUCAACAAGUACAAUUUCUUUAUCACGAAAUCAUUCAAACAAUUUACCAACCGUAACAACUACAACUGCUGUAUCUCCAAUCACAUCGCCAGUAAUUUCACCAUCAAAUAAUCCAUUUUUGAAGAUAAACGAUGCAAAUUUUGAUCCUUCCAAUUUACAGACUUCUCUUUUUAAAUCAAGCACACCAAAUUUUCCUCCCUUAAGCUCCACUGCAUCCCCCAUUAUGAAUCAAAAUAGUAAUAAUAGCAAUGGUUGUAAUAAUUUACCUAUAGAUUUUAAUAAAAAUAGAAGAAGAUCUAUUCAAGAUUCUUUACCUGCGACAAUUAAAUACGAUAAUUUUUCAUUUGCUGAUUUGAAUGAAAUUUUGAGUGAACAUGAACUGGAAAAUAAUGAGUCAAACGAUCUAGUAGAAGAUUCGGUAGAUCCAGAAACUUCUAUGAAUAGUGGUUUCACCCUAGAUCCGAAAUUUACUUCGUCAACUGAACAAUUAAAUCAAGAUAGUAUUGAUCCUAAAAAAUCAAAUAAUAAUCAUCCAACUUUUAAUAAAGUCUUCACUCCAUUAGAUAGUAUUGAUCCUUUAGAAAAUAUUACAAACAAUGAUGAUGAAGAAAAUCGAUGCCCUAUUCAAGCUAAUAGACCCACGCAUAAAAAACAAGAAUCUUCUGUAGAUAUAACUACCUUUUAUGAUAAAAGUUCGAAUAUUGAUUGGCAUCCAUUACAUCAAACAAAUGAAUUUCCAAAUUCAAGCCAAAACUCAAACCGUCCAGCUACAAAACAUUUAAGUUCAAAUCCAUUUGUUAACUAUAAUAUUAAUCAAAAUUCAAACAAAUCAGAUUUGAAUAAGAUUCCAGAAGAUGAUGACCAUAAUUUAAACAUUUCUCAACAAUUGCAAUCCACAAUUCGUCGUUAUUCUUUGGAAAUUGCAAAUGCAAGUACAACUCUAAAUGAUUUUAAAGAUGUUUUACACAAUUCACCAGGAACUGUUCAAAAAAAUAUUUCGGAUAACAUUUCCGAUUUAUCAGGUUACGAUGAUGCUUCAUUAUUACUAUCUUCUAGGGGCGAUAGUAAUAGUAAUCAAGAAACUUCAUUGAAUUCCGCAAGAAAUUCCCAUGAAAAGAAACACGUUGUUAAACAAACAAAUAUAAAUGAAUCUAUACCACCUUUACUAUGA
Messenger RNA from Henningerozyma blattae CBS 6284, 3513 nucleotides. Its product is annotated as arrestin C-terminal domain-containing protein. Gene Ontology annotation, molecular function: protein-macromolecule adaptor activity; ubiquitin protein ligase binding. Gene Ontology annotation, cellular component: cytosol; cytoplasm. The record is from RefSeq and is a predicted model, not a curated record. Bases 1 to 3513 code for a protein of 1170 amino acids. Lineage: Eukaryota; Fungi; Ascomycota; Saccharomycetes; Saccharomycetales; Saccharomycetaceae. The transcript has a single exon. Gene Ontology annotation, biological process: ubiquitin-dependent endocytosis.